Messenger RNA from Spirodela intermedia, 876 nucleotides. The record is from the annotation of a GenBank genome assembly. NCBI's taxonomy places the organism in Eukaryota, Viridiplantae, Streptophyta, Magnoliopsida, Alismatales, Araceae.
AUGGCCAGCGCCGGCGCCAAGGUGCGGGAAGGGACGCCGCCGCCCGUGGUCCGGAAGGCUGGGAGCUACACCAUCUUCAUCACCCCUCCGACCACGCCGAAGACGCCCUCCGGGAGCCCCCAGCCUCAGGGGAACUGUUGUAAGCCUGCGCCCAGGAGUGCCGCUCGUCCUAACGCCAAGAGUGCGGCGGCGCCUCCGCCUGCCAAGUCUCCUCCUCCGCCGGUUCAGGUCCCGCCGCCGCAGUUUGUCGCUGCUCCCAGCCCCCGACCCUCGAAUCCCAGGUUGGGGUUUUUCUGGGAUGCGGUGGCCAAGGUCCAAGAUGGUAGCUUCUGCCACCCGAAGGGAAAUCUUCUGGUCGCUCGUUCUUGGCUUGGAUCUCUUCUCAAACUGGGUUUGGUAAUCCUUGGCAGCGCACUCGAGCUUGGACAGCUUCUUGGCUGACUGGUUCGGGCUGAACCAGUCCAAGUACCAGUGGGCUCUGAAUGAUUUCUACCAGAAGAAGGGAAUGGUGAGUUCGACUUCUCCCAUCUUCUGACUAUAACUCUGCCUUCUUUGGGCUCAUUCAAGCGCCAGCUUCUGCGUCAUUUUCUUUGAUUUCUCGGUCUCUAGCAUGUUCAUAGGAGGCAAUGAAACCCAUCCCUCACCGUACGACGAGCCCAUCGGAUCAAGUAAAUCUGAUGAUCCACAGAUAAUCUACGACGAACCCAUCAUGUAAAUACGCGCCUGAUUUCUUGAUUUUUUUAUCAUAUUUGGGGCGUUCAUUUCAUUUUCUUGUUGGAAUGUUUUGAAUGAUGCUAAAAAAUAAUUGCCUUUUCCCCCUUGAGAUAUCCCACCUUGAAAAAUACAGGAGGCAAUGCUAUCUCGCUAUGUGGAUGA